AUGGAAUGUAACAAAGAUGAAGCUGUCCGGGCCAAAGAAAUUGCUGAGCAGAAAUUAACCGAGAAGGACAUUGCUGGAGCUCAAAAAUUUGCUUUGAAGGCUCAAAAGAUGUAUCCAGGCCUUGAUGGUCUUUCUCAGUUCCUGGAAGUGGUCAAUGUGUAUGUUGCUCAUGAGAAGAAAACUCGUGGUGAAGUGGAUUUUUACGGUGUCCUUUCUCUGGAGCCCUCAGCUGAUGAUGAAACAGUAAGGAAACAAUACAAAAAGCUUGCUCUAGCUCUUCACCCUGAUAAAAAUAAAUCUGUUGGGGCAGAUGGGGCGUUUAAGAUUGUAUCUGAAGCAUGGAGUGCGUUGUAUGAUAGAUCAAAAAGAAUGAUGUCUGACAAAAAACGUGCUACGAUGAAUGAUGUUGUCAAAAAACCCAUAACGACAUAUUCAAGAAAGAAGAAGAAGGCAGAAAAAAAGAACGCCCAGUUGUGUAUAUGUAUCAAUCUUCCAUUUCUCUCUAAGCUUGUAAACAAAGAAAAAAUCACCAUGGAAAACAACUCUGAGAAAUCCACAGUGAAUGCAGCUCAAUUCGCUGCGUACCCAACGCUAUCGCAACUUAACGUUGAGAAGAAUAAGCAAGAAUAUCUGAAGAUGUUCUGGACAUAUCAGCAGAGAGAAAUGGAGAACGUUAACGAUUUCAAGAACAACCUGCUACUUCAACCUACCCGCAUCAAGAAGAUCAUGAAAAUGGACAAGGAUGUCCGAAUGAUCGCUGCUGAAUCGCCUGUUUUGCUUGCUAAGGCAUGUGAGUUGUUCAUUCAAGAACUCACCCUUCGUUCCUGGCUUAACACUCAAGAAAACCAUCGACGUAUUCUGAAGAAGGAUGACGUCACUGAUGUGAUUAUGCAGACUGACAAUUUGGAUUUCCUUGUUGAUGAUGCUACUCAUGACGGCUCCACACCAAGUGUUGUGCCGUUCUAUGUUGAUGGAGGCAGCAAUGGACAGGAUGGUAAUAAUCUUGAUCAUUAA
Messenger RNA from Solanum verrucosum, 1014 nucleotides. RefSeq lists its product as uncharacterized. Bases 1 to 1014 code for a protein of 337 amino acids. Gene Ontology annotation, molecular function: protein heterodimerization activity. The transcript is spliced from 2 exons. The record is from RefSeq and is a predicted model, not a curated record. NCBI's taxonomy places the organism in Eukaryota, Viridiplantae, Streptophyta, Magnoliopsida, Solanales, Solanaceae.